CGCCACCGGGCGGGGCCGCCCCUCGCCGAGAGCGUCAGCCCGCCAGGUCCGCGUUCGCGCGGGCGGCGCUUCCUCUGCAGACAUCCUGGUUUUAAGUUUCAAGCUUUAUGAAAUCAGAGGACUGAUGAGAGUGUGCUUUGUGACGGGAGCAGGAAAAUGGUGGAGUUGUGGUACACAUGUUUGCUGUUCCCAAAUGAUGCUCUUUCCUCAAAGCUAAUCUGCCCAGAACCUUUUUUUUCCUCAAAUGACUUCAAAUGCCAAAAGUCUUUUUCCCUCUUCAUUUUUCAUUGGUUCAACAAGCACUUUCUCACCACUCAUUCAGGAGGAAGCAAACAUGAAAAAAUCCACCAGGCCCUACCCUCUAGGAGAUCAGGUUCUAGUGAGGAAGAAAGAGGAUUAUGGCGCAGGGUAUUCUGGGAUUUGUCACAUGCGACCUGGAUUCAGAGUGCCCUGGGAACACUCAGAACGUGAAUUCCAACUGAGGAGACUGGAGAAAUCUGCACCAUGGAAGAUAGAGGGAAGAAGAAGAUUUCAACAGCUUUUGCCAUGCAAACCAUCCACACUGCAUGGGAUCCGAGAACUGCAGAGGGCUUUCUUCAGAGCAUUUUCCAUUCAAGAAUUGGCACGAGGGCUGAGAUCGUCUUGUGCUCCACCUGUAGCUGGCUGUGUGAGGCUGGGCAGGUUAUUUAAUCUUCCUGUGGCGUCAUUUCCCCAUCUGUUAAGGAGGAAUAAUGAGCUUGGUGGUGACCUAUCUCCCUGGGAUGCUGUGAGACUUAGUGAGCUAAUGCCAUUGUUAUUAACUUUAACCAAAAAUGGCUGGGCAAUACCAGUGGGAGACAAGGUAUUGCUGUAGCUUGGACUACAACCAUAAAAUGGAUGCAUCAUGAGACCUUUGGGGUCAUCUUCUGCAUUGCCCUCGGCAUAGAGGAAGCCAGUUUGCCCAUCAAGGACCUCUAGGGUUUUCUCUCUCAGCUUGUUCAAAUGGCUGAAGUCUUGAGGGUGAGAAUGGCAUCUGGAGGGCUUCUGGGACUUUUGUGCUGAAAGGAAAGAAGCCAAAUUCAUGUUGAAAUGUGUAGCUGCAGCGUCCCACAUCCAGCAGUUAAGGAAGACCAUGGUCCUGUGUGGAGUGGGGCCUGGGCCACAGACGGGUCAUCCAACUUUGCCUGCAUGGCACAGCGAUAAAUGGAAGAGCUGGAGAGCAAUUUAUUCCAGACACGGAAAGCACACAGAAUAGAACAAAUGGUGGCAAGAUGGCUUCGGCGCUCUCGAGACAGCUCGGCCCGGGCUAAAGUUGCUGCAGCUGAUGUGUCCCCCGGGAACCCAACCCAGACCCUCACCCCUGUGAGGCAUACAGUAAAGAUAGACAAAGAUGCCCUCCUCCAGGACUAUGGAUUUCACAUUUCCGAGAGCCUUCCCCUCACAGUGGUGGCUGUCACGGCAGGAGGCACUGCUCACGGCAAGCUUUUCCCUGGUGACCAGAUCCUCCAAAUGAACAAUGAGCCUGCUGAAGACCUUUCCUGUGAACGAGCAGUUGAUAUUCUGAGGGAAGCUGAAGAUUCUGUUUCAAUCACAGUUGUUCGCUGCACGUCGGGAGUCCCCAAGUCAUCCUUCCUGACUGAGGAGAAGAGAGCCAGGCUGAAGACCAACCCUGUGAAGGUGCACUUUGCUGAGGAAGUGCUCAUCAGUGGACAUGGCCAGGGUAAUUCUCUGCUGUGUAUGCCCAACGUACUCAAGCUGUACUUGGAGAAUGGACAGACCAAAGCUUUCAAGUUUGACGCAAACACAACAGUGAAGGACAUCAUCCUCACGGUUAAGGAGAAGCUGUCGAUCCGAAGUAUUGAGUACUUUGCACUGGCCCUGGAAGAGCAGUACAGCGUCUCCCGACUGCACCUGCUGCAUGAGGAGGAACUCAUCCAACAGGUGGUAGAAAGGGAAGAGUCACAUGACUACCGCUGCCUCUUCAGGAUGUGUUUUGUCCCCAAGGACCCCCUGGACCUCCUGAAAGAAGACCCUGUGGCCUUUGAGUACCUCUAUCUGCAGAGCUGCAGCGACGUGCUCCAGGAGCGCUUUGCGGUUGAAAUGAAAUGCAGCUCUGCGCUCCGACUUGCGGCCCUGCACAUCCAGGAACGCAUCUAUGCAUGUGCUCAGCCACAGAAGAUCUCUUUGAAGUACAUAGAGAAAGACUGGGGAAUAGAGAACUUUAUAUCCCCAACUUUACUCCGAAACAUGAAAGGCAAAGACAUCAAGAAAGCCAUUAGCUUCCACAUGAAGAGGAAUCAGAAUCUGCUGGAACCCCGACAGAAGCAACUUAUUUCUGCUGCCCAGCUACGCUUAAAUUAUCUGCAGAUCCUCGGAGAACUCAAGACGUAUGGUGGGAAAAUCUUUAAUGCUACUUUAAUGUUACAGGAUAGAGAAUCCUACAUUGCCCUACUAGUUGGAGCCAAGUAUGGGAUUAGCCAAAUUAUCAAUAGCAAGCUUAAUAUCAUGUCGACGUUGACAGAGUUUGCAAACAUCAGCCGCAUAGAGCUUAUGGAAGAGUCUGAGAAAGUGAGCAUGGUCAAAGUGUAUCUUCAGGACAUCAAGGUUCUGACUUUGCUGCUGGAAUCCAACAGUGCAAAAGACCUAGCCUGCCUGAUUGCUGGGUACUACAGGCUGUUUGUCGACCCAGUUACCUCCAUUUUCAUCUGGCCUGGAAACAAGCAGCAGGUGCACCGGGUGUCUGCUGAAGAAGGCUACGAAUCCAGGGCCUGUAGCGACUCAGAGGAGUCCUCUGAAGUGGACUGUGUACUAGAACCUCUCUCGGACAGAUGCCUGGUAAAGCUGGUACCCUGCACACCUCUCAUGCAAGAGGAGGAGCAGGAGCCUCCUGGGGACAGUGCCAUACCUGAGGUGGCCAGGAGAGGCCCAAGCAUCUGCGGGGCCAGCAGCGUGACAGACAGUGCCGAGUCCGAGGCGUCCGACUCAGCUAACACUGAGAGCCGUGGCUGCAGGACCAGCGGCUCCAGUGAGUCCAUGGAUGCACUAGAAGAGGAUGACUUGGAUGCCUGCUCCUCCAGCAGGUCUGACUUCUUCCACUUUGGCUCAUCAGGCUUCCCAAAGAGCCUUGAUUCUGACAGCCAAGAAGAGAGAAGCAGGAUCGAAACCAGCGACUUCCUCUAUCUCCUGGACCUGGCCCAGAGAGCUAGUCCUCAGUGCCAGAAGACAGACUUUUCUGAGAGUCCAGCUCCUGAGAUGUUCAGCUGGGGUCCAGAACUGAGCGCGGUCAGGCUGGACCCCAGGCUGUACGAGGGCAGCCGGGCCGACUACUACAGUCUGUGCUCCAGUGUCUCCUCAGCCAGCCACCUGAGUGACAGUUCAGAGAGCACAGCUUCCCGGCAGGGGUGUCCCCUGCUGGCCUGGGGGCAGCAGGGCUGGCCUGAGGCCCAGCCUAGCUCCACACUAGAAGCCUUGGCUCUGCACCCAACACUGGCCUUUGAGGAUGGCAGCUCGGAUGAGGAAUACUAUGAUGCAGCUGACAAGCUCACACCCCCGGACACCCUCUCAGGGCCCAGAGCUGUUUCUGCUCUAGAACCCAGUGCCACAAGCUUGCAGCGUAAGGCCGGUGCUUGCAACCCUGAGGACAGCCUGAAUCCUGGGCCACAUGGACCAGAGCCAAACAGAAGGGGAGGGGUGAAGAAGUAUGCCAAGACCUUGAGGAAAAGAAGGUCUUUCCUACAGACUGACUAUACCUCGCAAGUCUCAUUUCCCCUGAUGCCUUCAGCCUCCCUGGAGAGUGUGGACAAUGUGUGCUACUAUGACAGGGAGCCCUACCUGGCUCUCGGUGUACCCUCACCAACUGUGUCCUCCCUGCAGGACAUGCAGGGCGAGCCUGGCCUCCUGGAGACCAAGGCCCUGGGGCUGCUGGCUCCCCUGAUGGAAGCUAAGAGCAAAAACCCAGCCUCCAGGGUCAUGGAGAUGGAGCCCGAGACCAUGGAAACCAAGUCGGUCAUUGACUCUCGGGUGUCUUCUAUUUCUGCCAUUCGCCUCCGGGUUGAUCCCAACCAUAAAGAAAAUUCUGGGGUUGCCCCUUUGACUGUCCCUGUCACCAGUUCCCCAGCAAGCACCCCUCAGUGUUCCAACCCAGGUUCAUCUGGCCCAGACACUGCCCAGGCAGGACCUUCCCAAACCUUACCUCCAUGUCAAGACCCCAAUGGCACUGCCCCCAAAGAAGUGACCAUGGAGCCUGGGGAUAGCACUUCCCUCUUCAGUGCUGAUCCUACCCCAGACGGGGUGUGUCUGGCCAUCAAUUCAGGGCCACAUAAUGUCUCUCAGGGAGACACACUAGAGCUCGGAGCAGUCCAGAUGGAAACAGGAUUGGGAUCUUUGUUUAUAAAUCAUAUGCAAGAAACUACCCCCAAAUACACAGAACCUUGGUUGUCUCCUGGAGACCAGCCCAGAAGUGCUGAAUGUGGGAUAAACUCAGGAGAGAAGAUGGCUUCUUUCCCUACAAAGGAGGAACAGCAAGGACAAAUAUCUUUGGAAAGUGACAGAAAAGUUACAAACAAAAAUGACACCAAUUUAUUUCAGGAGGAUUCUGGGAAGGAUUCAGGUGACCCCAGUGGUGACCUGUCAGAUGCUGUUUCACAGGCCCUUGGUGUUAAGGGCCCAGCUGGUGAAAUAAUAGCCUACCUCUCCUUGGAGGCUGCUGUAACAGGGACUGAGCAGACCCCAGCACACCCCGCCAGGGCGCCUCAAGGACAAAGCAGAGAAACUCCAGGCCAAGCCUGCCAGACCCAAGAACAAAAAUUAUUGGCAGGGUUGGAUUUAGAUACCGAUUUCUUACUUGGGGACCAGGCCACUCCAUCAGCCCUCCCUCCAGAGGGUGUCAAGGCAGAGCUCCUUAACUGUGUGAGAGGGGAAGACACAGCCCCUGCAGACACUGUGCCACAGGUCUGUUUUAAUCCAGGGCCGUUCCUGACAAAUCCACCACUGUGUCCCCAAGAGGAGCCCGGCUUAGAGAAUUCAAACACCUGUUCGCCAUCAGAAAGCAAAGGCAAAAGCAUCUGCCCUCCCGCUAGGAAGUCUCUCCUGUGUUUUGCCUCAGGAAACCAUCCUGGUGUUUCUGCCAGGCCCGGGAUGACCACGUCUCUGGGUUUUGCAGGCAUCAAUGAUGCGGUGGCACCCAGGAUUGGGAUGGAGCAGUGUAGCUGCCAGUUCUCCUAUGCCACAUGUUUCCGUGGCCCACAGCCUGAGAUGGAGGAAGAAGACAGGGACUCAGAAGCACACUCCAAGGCUCCCCUCACCUCCCCACCCUCUGCAGGAAGCCCGCUGGCCCUGCCCUGGCGGCCCGCCCGGGCCCACAGCUGCAGCACCGAACCCCUGUGGAGGAAAAGCCACAUCUGGCCCGAGUACUGCUCCAGGGCACUGAGACAGCUGAAAGCUGCCCCCACUAACACUCCCGAGGGCUUCCUCCAACUCACGGAGAGUUUGCUUGAAUUACAAGACAUUUUGGAAGCUUCCUGGGGGGACGGGAAGAAACACCCCCCAGAGAAGUGUACUUGGCACUUUUCUGAAAGCUGGAGCCGUCUCUGCAUGGGCUCCCAGAAGCUCCUGUCAAGUUGUCAGCACGUGAUCAGAACGGACCAGUCCCCCGAAGAAAUGCAGGGUGCUGUGCAUGACACCUUCCAGCACCUGGUCCAGCUGGCCGGCCUGUGCUUCCAGCUCACAGACUGUAGCCGCUGCUCUGCCCGGCACAGGGAGGCGGCUGGGAACCUGAGGGAUGUGGUGUACACCUACUGCCAGUUUGUGGAGGCCGCUAAGCUGACCUGCGAGAGAGGCUACCAUGACCUGAGUGUGAAACUCUUGGCCCGUCAGUGCACGGCCCUCACAGCCUCCGUGUUCUGUUUGACCCAUAAAUUCCGGGCAUCCACUGCCCUGUGAGCACGCCAACUGCCCAGGGGACCCUGCGGUGCCCUGGACGUUCCCUGAGAAGCCCCCUUCAUUCCUCAUAUCCCCCCUUCAAAUGUUUACUAUUUAGAGUAUUCAAUAAACUGCUGCUUAUUCUUGGCCUGACUCAUAUAGAGCGAUGAUAAGUUUGGGUCAAAAGCAUUCACAUUCAGUAUUCACAUUCUA
Loxodonta africana (African savanna elephant) is the source of this 6111-nucleotide messenger RNA. It is a transcript of the gene FRMPD1, whose product is annotated as FERM and PDZ domain containing 1. Lineage: Eukaryota; Metazoa; Chordata; Mammalia; Proboscidea; Elephantidae. Gene Ontology annotation, cellular component: cell cortex; cytoskeleton; plasma membrane. Bases 1183 to 5919 code for a protein of 1578 amino acids. Gene Ontology annotation, molecular function: protein binding. The transcript is spliced from 18 exons. The record is from RefSeq and is a predicted model, not a curated record.